UAUGGACCUAACAAACCUUGUUCUUUCAUCUCAAAACUUGCAAGAAUGUACAAACAAUUUCAAUCAAAACAACCUCAUUGGGUUGACACAGUUUGGAAGAUUGUUUAGAGGAAACUUCCAAGGUCAACAUGUAUUGGUGAAAAUAUUGGAUGAUGAGAAGUUUAAGUACAUAAGUUCCAAAUACAAUGAUGAGUAUUUGAUUAUCAAAGAGGAAAUAAAGUUUUGGACAAAUCCAAAUUUGAAAGGUUGUCCCAAUCUAGUUAGUUUGAUUGGUUAUACUUGGGAGAGAGAUAUAAAAGGGAUUGUUUAUGAUAUUAAUCCACUUGAUACUUUGGAUAAAGUAAUCAAGCAAGAUAGCUUAAAUUGGCUUCAGAGAAUAAAUGUAAUUCAUGAACUUGCUAUGGUCUUGAAAUUCAUUCAUGACCAAGAGAAACAAAACAUGGUGUUGAAUAUCACUGCAUCUCAUAUACUUCUUGAUAAGGACUGCAAGCCAAAAUUAUUUGAUUUCCUGUUGCUUAGUGAAAUGAAAUUGCUCAAGGAACAAUUAACAAUGUCAACUAGCUACAUUGAUCCUUAUUUUUCUCUAAGAGGUGGUGAAUGGGAUAGAAGCAGUGAAGUUUUUUCAUUUGGCAUUAUUUUGCUUGAACUAGUAACAAAAAGAUCUUCAAACAUUGGAAACACAGAAGAUACAAGCUUAAACAUGGAUAAUCUAGUACACAUUUGGGCUAAGAAUGAGUAUAAACCAAAUUGCUCUCUUGUUCAUAAAUAUCUGCAAGAAGAUUGGCUUUAUUGUGCUGAAGAUGGUGUUGCAAUAACUCGACUUGCUUUGCAGUGCAUAGAAUUUUUUCCAGCAAAUCGUCCUUCAAUGAAGGAUGUGUUGCAAAAUUUAGAAAAUAUUUCGGUAUUGCAACAUUUGUUUGAUGCUAGAUCAACUAAAAGGGCGAAGAAGUUGAUUUCAUCAUGAUGCAAAUUUAAAUUACAUAAUCAACAUUUGUUUCUCUAGCUAGGCAUCAAACACUCCAUAAUCAACCGUGCCUUUGAUGUAUUUUAGAAUUUUCUUAGCAGCUCCAUAAUCCAAGUCUGUGACUUAUAUAGAGUUGCAUUCACAGGUUCAUCAUUUGUGUCUUUGCUCAGUUUAGCACAUGUUUCCAUAGGAGUAAUUGCAGGGGUUACAAUUUCACAUUCUGAAUUUCUUUAUAAGUCUUCU
Molecule: messenger RNA, 1207 nt
Organism: Medicago truncatula (barrel medic)
Lineage: Eukaryota; Viridiplantae; Streptophyta; Magnoliopsida; Fabales; Fabaceae
Product: cysteine-rich receptor-like protein kinase 24
Exons: 5
Coding region: 2-964 (320 amino acids)
Biological process (GO): protein phosphorylation
Molecular function (GO): protein kinase activity; ATP binding
Source: RefSeq, a predicted model, not a curated record